This is a messenger RNA of Calypte anna (Anna's hummingbird), 634 nucleotides long. RefSeq names its product histone H2A. Bases 48 to 476 code for a protein of 142 amino acids. The record is from RefSeq and is a predicted model, not a curated record. The transcript has a single exon. Gene Ontology annotation, molecular function: protein heterodimerization activity; DNA binding; structural constituent of chromatin. Lineage: Eukaryota; Metazoa; Chordata; Aves; Apodiformes; Trochilidae. Gene Ontology annotation, cellular component: nucleosome.
AGCGCUCCAGAGUUGUGGGAGUAUCGCUUACGGUGUAGCGAGUCGCCAUGUCUGGCCGUGGCAAGAGCGGCGGUAAGGCCCGAGCGAAAGCCAAGUCUCGCUCGUCCCGGGCUGGAUUGCAGUUCCCCGUCGGGCGUGUUCAUCGGCUGCUGCGGCGCGGGCACUACGCGGAACGGGUGGGUGCCGGCGCUCCGGUGUACCUGGCCGCCGUGCUGGAGUACCUAACGGCCGAGAUCCUAGAGCUGGCGGGCAACGCGGCGCGCGACAACAAGAAGACGCGGAUCAUCCCCCGUCACCUGCAGCUUGCGGUGCGCAACGACGAGGAGCUCAACAAACUGCUGGGCGGUGUUACCAUCGCGCAGGGCGGUGUGCUGCCCAAUAUCCAGGCUGUACUGCUGCCCAAAAAGACCGGGGGCGGCGGGGGCCCUACCAAACCCGGCAAGAAGGGCAGCCGGCAGCAGUCGCAGGAGUACUAGGGCGGCCGGGCUCCGACCCUCCCCGGCGCCACACAAAGGCCCUUUUCAGGGCCACCCCCAUUUCUCACCGGGAGAGCUGCGAUCCGCAGGGGGGAGGGUAUCGCGUUUGUCCCGCCGCCGUGGCGGGGGAAGUGCCGGGCCUCGCCUGCCCUAUCGCA